UUUCAUAUCCCCUAAACCCUUCUUCUGUCUCUCUAGCAAGGAUGAGCAGUCACCGCAGCAGCGAUUCCUAACAGAGCAGAAAAUGAUUCUUCUUCCUCCAAAUAUCCAUUUUCUGUUUCGUUAGCUUAGCUGCUGAGAAAUCUCCGCAAUAUUCAUUAUUUAAUUCUCUACGUCAUAUUGGUUAUCGGGUAUUCCGUGCUUCGUGGAUUUGUAUUGAACUUCUGCUAAUUUCUGUAGCAGCAGUCUUUUCUAUUUGUGCUGUCAGAGCUGCUGAAUAAACUGCUUAGAAUUUUUGUUUUGAGCCUCUUUCAGUUUCGUGCUGUGGUUUAUUGUUAAACUUGUUUUGCAGUCGUGGCUUUGAAUAUCCGAUAUUAGUGGGGCAGGUUAUAGCUAUGAGCACAUGGCUAUAAUUGAAUCAAUUGGCGAUAUUCCUUUGCAAGACCCAUCUGAAGAGGAGUUUUGUUCUGCGGAUUUGACAUGGACCAAGUUUGGCAAUGCCGAGCACCAUGAUGAUGUUGCUCUUAUUCCGUAUGAACGAGUUGAUUCUUUUAUAAUUGGUGAAUGUUCUAAUGUGCAAUGCCCAACACGGUUUCAUAUUGAGAGAGGAAGAAAACGGUCCAUGGGAAGCUUAAAAGAAUACAAGGACGAUGAGUAUCUGGAAUAUAGGCUGUACUGGUGUUCAUUUGGUCCAGAAAAUUAUGGGGAAGGUGGAGGUAUAUUACCUAGUCGGAGAUAUCGACUCAACACCCGAAAUCGUGCUGCUAGACCUCAAUCAAUGAGGGGUUGUACUUGUCAUUUUGUUAUCAAACGACUUUAUGCCCGUCCAUCACUUGCCCUUAUCAUAUACAAUGAGAGGCGUCACGUUAACAAGUCUGGUUUUGUCUGCCAUGGUCCACUUGACAGAGAUGCCAUAGGACCAGGUGCCAAGAAAAUUCCAUAUAUAUGUAAUGAAAUUCAGCAGCAGACGAUGUCUAUGAUUUAUCUGGGCAUUCCUGAAGAAAAUAUCUUGGAAAAACACAUUGAAGGGAUUGAGCGUUAUUGUGGUCCAAAUGCAAAAGUGAAUAGCCUUGCUUAUCAAUACGUCCACAAACUAGGGAUGAUCAUUAAAAGGUCCACCCAUGAGCUGGAUCUAGAUGAUCAAGCUAGCAUACGCAUGUGGGUUGAGCGGAAUAAAAAGUCCAUAUUUUUUUAUCAGGAUACUUCAGAGUCAGACCCUUUUAUCUUGGGGAUCCAAACAGAAUGGCAGUUGCAACAAAUGAUCCGAUUUGGUCAUCGCAGUCUUGUUGCGGCUGACUCAACCUUUGGCAUAAAGAGACUUAAAUAUCCCUUAUUCUCACUUCUUGUUUUUGAUUCAAGACAACAUGCACUUCCAGUUGCAUGGGUAAUUACACGUAGUUUUGCAAAGCCUGAUGUGUCUAAGUGGCUGAAAGCUUUGAUCAGUCGAGCUCAUAGUGUUGAACCUGGUUGGAAAGUCAGUGGAUUUUUAAUUGAUGACGCAGCAGCUGAAAUUGAUCUUCUGAGAGAUACAUUUUGCUGUCCUAUCCUAUUUUCAUUUUGGCGAGUUCGGAGAUCAUGGCUAAGGAAUAUUGUUAAGAAAUGCAGUAACAUUGAGGUCCAGCGGGAGAUUUUUAAGCGUCUUGGGACUAUAGCAUACAGCAUUUGGCAUGGAGUUGAUGUAUCUGUUGCCUUGGAACAAUUUUUAUUGGAUUUUGUUGACCAAAAGGCCUUCAUGGAAUACUUCAAGGCUUCAUGGGUUCCUAAGCUUGAAAUGUGGCUUUCAACAAUGAGAAAUCUUCCUCUGGCUAGCAAAGAAGCUUCUGGUGCCAUAGAGGCCUAUCAUGUGAAACUGAAAGCCAAACUUUUUGACGAUUCACAUCUUGGAGCGCUGCAAAGAGUUGAUUGGUUAGUGCACAAGUUGACAACUGAGUUGCAUUCAAGCUACUGGCUUGACCGUUAUGCUGAUGAAAGUGAUUCUUUCCAGAACGUAAGGGAGGAAUAUGUUGCUUGUACAUCAUGGCAUCGUGCAUUAAAAAUUCCUGACUCUGCCAUCACCUUGGAUGAUAAAGACCGUCUCUUUGCAAAAGUUGUAAGCCAGAAAGACAGCAGUAUAACACAUUUAGUAUGGAAUCCAGGAUCAGAAUUUGCAUUCUGUGAUUGCUCUUGGUCAAUGCAAGGCAAUCUUUGCAAGCAUGUCAUCAAGGUGAACAUGAUUUGUGAAAAUCUUCAAGGUUAUCAACCCUCCAUGUCUUUUCAGUCUUUUAAAGAGGUUUUGAUGGAUCUGUGGGCAAAACCAACAGAUGAUUCAGUUGCCUUGGAUUUGUCAGUGGCUUGGACCCAUCAGAUGCUAGAUCAAAUUCAAAAACUUGUUGAACUGAAUAACUCUAGUGAUAUUAGCUCUGUUGUUAACAAUAUGCCUUUGAAAUGGGUUGCCAGGAGGUUAAGGACCCACAUUGGCAGACGAUCAACAACGUUAGCUCUUCCUCCUGGUAACAGUAAAGCAAAAGGUGGCGUUGUGCAAAAGAAGAGGCGGAAGAGAAGAAGAUUGUCACGAUUAAGAUGACUUCUUUGGUUGGUUGAUAUUGAGUUUGUUCUGGGAUGUUUUGGACUGAUGGUUGGUGGAUUCCUCUUAAAAAGUUUAUAUACUUGUCCCUCUUCACAUCAACUUGAAGCAUCCAUUGGAUACAAGUAUAUACCCGGUGAUUAUGCUUGAUGAGCCUUCAGGCGGACUUUCAAGUGAUCGCCUAAGAUAAAGUAUCUGUCAACAUAUAUUGAAAAUUGGAAAGAAUUUUGUUAGUUUGAUAAUUUUCUGCCCCAUUUUUUAUACAGCUAAGUGGCAAAUAGCAGAUUCUUUAAUUUCUCCACCAUGCCAAAUCCUCUCUCCUGAACUUUGAAGUUUGUUGGAGUGCAUAGUCAACUCUCAAUGAGUAAGAAAGAGAAUGGUAAGUGAAGGAUACCAACCCUGGAUUUUGGCUGCUGUACACUGAGAUAACUGUAGCAGCUUCAAAGCCUCGAUUCAGAAUGAAG
Messenger RNA from Neltuma alba, 3024 nucleotides. RefSeq lists its product as uncharacterized. The transcript is spliced from 6 exons. The record is from RefSeq and is a predicted model, not a curated record. Bases 401 to 2560 code for a protein of 719 amino acids. Gene Ontology annotation, molecular function: zinc ion binding. Lineage: Eukaryota; Viridiplantae; Streptophyta; Magnoliopsida; Fabales; Fabaceae.